GAUGCCGCACUUCCGCUCAGGUCCUGUGUGUUGUAGCUCGGUUAGCUGUGUUAAUAAAUUGUUUGAUAAAGCUCACUGGACUUAUGCAGCAUCGACAGCGCGAGAAACGACAUUUGCUGGCGAUACAGACAGGAGAGAAGUGUAUAGAUUAUUAUUUUUUUUGUUUGUUUGCGUGAUGUGAUAUUUUAGGUUAUAUGCUUAUUGUGGGAAUGUAUGAUAAGCUCCUUUGGGUUGUUCGGACCGGAGCUACCUGGCUGCCCGUCUAUGCAGCUGUCAUCGCACCUUGGUGGUUAGCUUAGCCGCAUAGGUGAGCUAACGACCGUUCCUCCGGACAGGCAUCCAGCAGCCGCUACUUGGAGUGGAGAGUCGAAGAGUAUUUCAGCGUUUCAAACACUGCUUAAGACACUGGGCGUCUGGUCCUGCCUUGUUUUCGGGCCAUGAGUUAGCCAGGAAACGCUGCCCAGUCUUUCUUUUGGGGGGGUUGGGGGGGGGGGGGGAGACUUUGAAGUCCAAGUCGUCGGCUAGCAUCUUGCUAGCCGCUGUCAUACACCACAAGCCAGCAAAUUCACAGCCACCAGCUCGACCAUCGACGAACUUUUCUUUGUAGCUUUUAUACUCCUGGAUAUUGGAAUUGUCGCUUUUAAUAAUACCUUGUGGGAAUGAAGAAAUUUUUUGACUCACGCCGGGAGCUGGUGAGCUCGGGGCCUGGUCCGGGAGCCGGCGGAGGAAGCGGCGGCUCCGGCGGCGGAGGCAGCUUUAUCGGCCGGGUCUUCAGCAUUGGCCGACAUCAAGUGACCGUCGAAGAGAUCGUGGCUGAAGGAGGUUUUGCCAUUGUUUUUUUGGUGCGAACGAAUCCGGGCCAACGUUGCGCUCUUAAGCGGAUGUAUGUUAACAAUGAGCAUGAUCUACAAAUCUGCAAACUGGAGAUACAGAUUAUGCGGGACCUUGUGGGCCACAAAAACAUAGUUGGCUUCCUGGAUUCCAGCAUAGCUGCAGUUGGUGCUGGUGAUGUGUGGGAGGUCCUAAUCUUAAUGGAUUUCUGUCGAGGUGGACAGGUGGUCAACCUAAUGAACCAGCGCUUACAGAGUGGCUUCACAGAGGCAGAGGUGUUGCAGAUCUUUUGUGACACGUGUGAGGCUGUUGCUCGUCUGCACCAGUGCAAGACUCCAAUCAUUCAUAGGGACCUCAAGGUGGAAAAUAUUCUUCUGCAUGACCAGGGACAUUAUGUGCUGUGUGACUUUGGAAGUGCUACAAAUCACUUCCAAAACCCACAGACAGACGGUGUACCUGUCAUUGAGGAGGAAAUCAAAAAGUACACGACUUUAUCAUACCGCGCUCCUGAGAUGGUCAACCUCUAUGGUGGUAAAGUUAUCACAACAAAGGCAGAUAUAUGGGCUAUGGGAUGCCUACUGUAUAAACUAUGCUACUUCACACUUCCAUUUGGGGAGAGCCAAGUUGCUAUCUGUGAUGGCAGUUUCACUAUUCCAGACAAUUCACGCUACUCCCACGAUAUGCACUGUCUCAUCAGAUAUAUGCUGGAACCGGACCCCGACAAGAGGCCAGACAUCUAUCAAGUAUCUUACUUUGCCUUUAAUCUGAAUCGACGAGAGUGUCCGGUUCCAAAUUUACAUAAUUCGUCCAUUCCUGUAAAACUUUCCGAGCCUAUCAAAGCCAGUGAAGCAGUGGUCAAAAAGAGUCAAACCAAAGCCAGGAUCACAGACCCCAUUCCUACCACUGAAACCUCAAUAGCACCUCGACAAAGGCCUAAGGCUGGCCAGACUCAACCGCAGCCUAUAUCAGGCAUUCUUCCCAUACAAGCAGCUCUGACCCCACGCAAGAGGCCCAACGUUGCUGCCGGAGCGCCCCAGGCCAUAGGUGUUGGUAGCAAUGUCCCACCUUCAGCUCCAGGUGCCGUCCAGACUGCUCAACAGACUCCCGCAAUGCAGACCACCAACAUUCAGCCUCAGGUCACACUGCAACCUCAGCAGCUCCUCAUGAAACAGCAGCAGCCUUCCGCUUUCUUACACCCACAGAAUAACCAGCAGCAGCAGCAUGAGGUCCAUGAAAGCCCAGCUCUCCGUCUGACUCCCAUCCCCGAGUGUUCCGUCAGUGGACCAGCUGCUGACCCAGAUGUGGCAACUGCAAGGGCGCUUCACAAAGUCGGCUCCCUAACACCCCCAUCAUCACCGAAGAUGGCGGCCAAGAGUGGCCACAGACGCAUCCUAAGCGACAUCACUCACAGCGCCAUCUUCGGGGUUCCCGUCAGCAAGUCCACCCAGCUACUGCAGGCCGCCGCGGCCGAGGCCGGCCUCAACAAGUCCAAAUCAGCCAGCACAACUCCUUCUGGCUCCCCAUGCUCAUCCCAGCAGACUGUAUAUCACCCAGCUGACGCUGACACUCAGUCUGCCCGUAUUACAACCAACACUCAGCCCAGUUGGAACCCCUUUGGUGACGAUAACUUCUCCAAGCUAACUGCUGAGGAGCUGCUUAACAAAGACUUUGCAAAGCUAGCUGAAACUGCUGCACCAGAGGAGAAGCCCAGGGGUGACAAUCUUAUUCACGGCCUCAGUUCAUUUGCAGACAACUUGAUUGAUCAUGGACAGAAGUCUCACGAAACUUCUCUACUGCACCCUGACCUCUUAACCCUGGCUGAGCCUCUGAGCACAAAUGCUGCAAAGACAGAGGUGUGUGUGGAUUCACUGAUUCCUGGGUUGGAAGCCCCUCAAGCCCAGCAGCACUCGGCCCAGUCGGAGCUCAACUCUGCCAGCAUGCCAGACUCUUUAACUGGAGAGGACUCUCUGCUGGGCUGCCCUCUUCUAUCUCAUUCUUCUCCUCACGGAAACCAGAAUGUUUCUGCUCAUACUUCCUCCUAUCGCCCCUCUGCACCUCUUGACUCCUGCUCUGCAUCCUGCCUGGAGGAGCUACAGCCUGCCCAGGCAGCUGCUGACUCUCCUUUCCAAAUGUCGCAAGGAGGGAAAGGGAAUAAUGACGAGUUUGACCCUAUUCCCGUGCUGAUCUCGAAAACCUCAAACCAAGAUGUGCAACUGGAGAGGAACGGCUACUCGGUGCUUGGCCAAGAAGGACAUGAGGCGGAAUCUGUUGGAGAUUCUACAGCAAACGAGGGAUGUGUUCACUCCAGUGAUGAAGACCAGGAAAAAGAAGCCCGUCAAGAAGCGCAACAGAAUUUCGGGACUACACCUGAAGGUCAGACUUCUGUCCACGACUGCAGCGGCUCCAGACCACUGCUGCUCGACUCCGACGAAGACGAAGAACACGGGGCUCAGCCCAGCCUCCGCUCGACGCCAGCUUCCUGUGAGGCGUCAUCUGCCGUGACCUUCCAUCCGCCUGCACCCGCCCCCGUUGCCCACAAUCAUUCCCAGCUUGAUCCCGAGGCAGCCAGUGCAGACGUCUUCUCAAAAGCACCUUUUCGCCUCACACAGCAAGAAGCGGGCGACGUGUUCGCCAACGCGCCAUUUCCGAGCGGCCCGUUCGCAGCCCAGGAGCAGCCGGACGUGUUCUCCCAGGCUCCGUUUGCGAAACGAAAAGAGGCCGCAACACCUCCAAACCCUCAAGGGGCAGCUGCAAUCCCCGAACAAGGCGUGUCGGGACAGAUCGCCCCGCAUCCCUUCCGCCCGCAAGCUCUAACCAAAUAUUCCCGCCACUUUGAGGGAACGAUGACCUCGCAGCAUGUGAGCCAUGCAGCCGGCGUCCACGCUGUUGACCCUUUUGUCUGUGCGCCCUUUCACCUCAAAGCCCCACAGGAAAAGCCCUGAUGACACCAGCGCUGCAGCUGGACUGCAGGUCUGCACCAAACUCCUUUCUCAAGCUACAUUAUGCAACUCUUUCUACCUUGAAAAAACCGCUUCAAAGUUUCGUGGGUGAUGACGCAACGGUGGCUCUUUUGAUUCUUGCAUUUCCCAAAAUGAGCAGAGAGAAGUGCCAGGCAUGCAAAGGAUGCAAACCACAACCUUUCCUUGAACCCACCCAAGUGUUUUGUGCCUAACCCUGAGCAGACUUUAACUGCACUGACAUCAAACGCUUAUGCUUGAAAAUGGAAGCUGUUCACAUUGGCACAGUAACGGCAAGUACUGUACGCAAUUGUCAUUUAUGGGGCUGCUGCUCUGCGGAAAACCAAAAUUUCUGAUUUUUGUUACCCGUUUACAUACUUUUGUUUUCUCCAAUCACAGUUUAUUCUUUAAAUGACACAAGUGUCUUGCAAUUGCUAUUUAUGUCAGCAGAGUUGUUGCUUUAAUCAUCUCAAUUUAGAUCUCACUAGCAUUCCUGGACUUGGUUUUUCUUGUUCUCAAUCGUUUCGGUACGGCCAUCUACAAAAAGAAAGCUGGGUGGUCAAGCAUUUGUUUUCUUGCCUACCUCACAUUUGUCUCAUUUUUCUUGUCUGUUUGAAUUCAAGCUGAUCAUGCUUGGCUGUGUCUAUAGUACGUUUCCAUUGUUUUAAGUCGCUGUCCUGUCUCUGCUGAAAACGGAAUUAACUUACUGGAUGUGUCCAUUCCAUAUGGCAUAAUGACCUUUCUGUAUACAUGUUAGGAAUAAACUCCAUUAUAUGUUUAUUACCCAACCAUACGGGACACUACUCCAUAUGUUUGUGCUGCGCAUUAAGUAAUGUCGCUUGUAACAUGGUCCUCCAACCUGCUGCAAGACAUGGUAUUGAACACCAAGUACAAUGAUAUCUACAAUGUUCAUUUUUGCACAAAACUCCCAUUCAGUAUCUCAAAUCAGUACUGUAGGCCUUUGUAGUAAAGUUUGCACUGUAUAAUUUACAACUCCUGCAAUGAAUGCAUUUCUUAAGUCGUUGAAAUAUCAAGAGCACUUAUUGGUCAGUGCUAGUUGACAAACUAGUAGUGGUAAAGAUCAGUGGCCUAAUUAAGACACUUGUUUAGAACUUAUUUUUUCUGUGCUCUGUCACGUCACAGAGCACUUGUGUUCAUCAUGGCACUUUUACGUAGCAACAUCCGAACCCAAAGUCGAAUACAAAUGUUAAUCUCUUGUAAUGUAAAAUGUUCUGUGUUCAUAUUUGUUUGAAUGUAGCGCAACUGGAAAGUGUAUUUUGACCCGUGUUUGAAACGCAGGAUUCCACAGAAGACUUACUGUUGGACGAAAACCGCUCGAAAUACAAUACACCCUGCCUUUGUUGUUCUGAAAAAAUAUUAAAUGAAUGUACUAAAUCGUA
Phyllopteryx taeniolatus (common seadragon) is the source of this 5188-nucleotide messenger RNA. Its product is annotated as AP2-associated protein kinase 1-like. Gene Ontology annotation, biological process: protein phosphorylation. The record is from RefSeq and is a predicted model, not a curated record. The coding region runs from base 660 to 3773 and encodes 1037 amino acids. Gene Ontology annotation, molecular function: protein kinase activity; ATP binding. The transcript is spliced from 20 exons. Lineage: Eukaryota; Metazoa; Chordata; Actinopteri; Syngnathiformes; Syngnathidae.